CACAAAAUUAUCAAAAAAAAAUAUCGCUUUAUUCAUCCACACAUCCAGGAGAAAGUGGGAGAGCGAGCGAGAGAGAGAGUGAGAUGGGUUUUAAGUCAUGGUUGAUGGCAGCGCUUCCGUUUGCAUCAAUGGUCAUUUUGGAAGGCCUGGAUGUGGGUUUGACUACACUAAGUAAAGCAGCCAUGGCUAAAGGCAUGAGUCAUUAUGUUUUUGUUGUUUAUUCCAAUGCUCUUGCCACUCUUCUCCUCCUUCCUUCUUCUUUCGUCUUCAACAGAAAAGCGAUACCCCCACUCACUUACUCCAUACUAUUCAAAUUCUUCCUCCUCAGUCUCUUUGGGAUCACUAUUAUGCAGAACUGUGUGAUGACUGCUGUGAAUUACAGCUCCCCUGCCCUUGGAUCUGCAAUAUCCCAAUUAGUCCCUGCUUUCACUUUCUUGCUUGCAGUCAUCUUCAGGAUGGAGAAGUUGGAUUUGGGAAGCUCUAAAAGCCAGAUCAAAAUCAUAAGCACAAUCGUAUCGAUUUCAGGAGCAUUGAUCGUGAUCCUCUACAAGGGCGCUCCUAUAAUUUCCUUAGACGUUCAAUCACAGCAGGAACCACUUCCCUCCAUUUUAUUGGCAAAGAUGAACAAUUGGGUAUUAGGAGGCCUUUUGUUUGCAGCUGCUGGCUUAUCUCUGUCAAUAUGGACCACGUAUCAGGCGGUUGUCGUAAAAGAGUACCCAUCACAGACGACUCUACUCACCUUCUAUUGCUUCUUUGGCACUAUUCAAUGUGCCAUUGUUUCCUUGAUUGCUGAGAGAAACCCAAAUACUUGGAAAUUGAGGCAUAAUAUUGAGUAUAUUUCUGUCAUUUACUCGGCUGUAUUUGGGACUGCAGUGACAUCUAAUGUGAUAACAUGGUGCAUACGGAAGAAAGGUCCUGUGUUUGUGGCCAUGUUCAAGCCUGUUGGCAUUGCUAUUGCUGCAUUUCUUGGCGUGAUCUUCCUCGGUGAAACGCUCCAUGUUGGAAGUAUUAUCGGAGCAAUCAUAAUUGUUUUCGGAUUCUAUGGAGUGGUGUGGUCGCAAUCCAAAGAAGAGGAAGAGAGCAGGAUCCUCGUACUCGAAGGGUCGCGAUUAGCAUCUCAGAGAGUCCCUAUCUUGGAAAAUCGCACAGAUGUGUAAACAACUACUAUGAUUUAUGGUUCUUCCACGAUGACAAGAACCUUGAACAAGGUUUUUCUUUUGUAAAAACAGAGAUAUGCCGGUUAAUGUUCCUUGAGAACUAUAUGUAUUGCCAUACUUGAUGUAAACAUGGCAACAUCCAUGGUAAAAUGUUCAUUUUUCUUACGAGAUUUGGUAUAUGGAUGUGAAGACGGCAUUUCUUAAUGGCUGUACAAAUUACAUUUUAUGAAAAUAAGAGGAUGAUGGUUUUUUUUU
Messenger RNA from Tripterygium wilfordii, 1412 nucleotides. RefSeq names its product WAT1-related protein At3g28050-like. Lineage: Eukaryota; Viridiplantae; Streptophyta; Magnoliopsida; Celastrales; Celastraceae. Gene Ontology annotation, molecular function: transmembrane transporter activity. Gene Ontology annotation, cellular component: plasma membrane. The transcript is spliced from 7 exons. The record is from RefSeq and is a predicted model, not a curated record. The coding region runs from base 84 to 1157 and encodes 357 amino acids.